Messenger RNA from Emys orbicularis (European pond turtle), 1464 nucleotides. RefSeq names its product mitogen-activated protein kinase 9 (gene MAPK9). Gene Ontology annotation, cellular component: cytoplasm; nucleus. The transcript is spliced from 12 exons. Gene Ontology annotation, biological process: protein phosphorylation; JNK cascade. Gene Ontology annotation, molecular function: JUN kinase activity; ATP binding. The record is from RefSeq and is a predicted model, not a curated record. Lineage: Eukaryota; Metazoa; Chordata; Testudines; Emydidae. Bases 159 to 1433 code for a protein of 424 amino acids.
CGUGAGGGGGCCGCGACGAGAGGCCAUUGUGGCGAGGGAGGCCUUGGGAGGUGGAGGAGUGAAGCCGCUACCGCGGGACCCAAGCGCCGAGCCGCAGGAGCAGACGAUCUUGAAAACUGCCAGGUCCUUGGGGGGAAAAAGCUACAUGACACUGCAACAUGAGUGACAGUAAAUGUGAUAGUCAGUUUUACAGUGUUCAAGUCGCAGAUUCCACAUUCACUGUACUAAAACGGUACCAACAAUUGAAGCCCAUAGGAUCUGGGGCUCAGGGCAUUGUUUGUGCUGCAUUUGAUACAGUCCUUGGGAUAAAUGUUGCGGUAAAGAAGCUGAGUCGUCCUUUUCAGAACCAAACUCAUGCAAAAAGAGCUUACAGGGAGCUUGUUCUUUUAAAAUGUGUCAAUCACAAAAACAUAAUUAGUUUGUUAAAUGUAUUCACACCACAGAAGUCAUUGGAAGAAUUUCAAGAUGUGUAUUUGGUUAUGGAACUGAUGGAUGCUAACUUGUGCCAGGUUAUUCAUAUGGAGUUGGAUCAUGAAAGAAUGUCCUACCUUCUCUACCAGAUGUUGUGUGGUAUCAAACAUCUCCAUUCAGCUGGUAUCAUCCACAGAGAUUUGAAACCCAGCAAUAUAGUAGUAAAAUCAGAUUGUACACUCAAAAUCCUUGAUUUUGGACUGGCAAGAACAGCAUGUACUAAUUUUAUGAUGACGCCGUACGUAGUAACACGGUAUUACAGAGCACCGGAGGUUAUCCUAGGCAUGGGAUACAAAGAGAAUGUUGAUAUCUGGUCAGUUGGGUGCAUCAUGGGAGAAUUGGUGAAAGGUUGUGUGAUAUUCCAAGGCACUGAUCAUAUUGAUCAAUGGAAUAAAGUUAUUGAACAGUUAGGAACACCAUCAGCAGAUUUUAUGAAGAAACUACAGCCUACUGUGAGGAAUUAUGUAGAAAACAGACCGAAAUAUCCGGGUAUCAAAUUUGAAGAGCUCUUCCCAGACUGGAUAUUUCCAUCGGAAUCUGACCGUGACAAAUUAAAAACAAGUCAAGCUAGAGAUUUAUUAUCAAAAAUGCUGGUAGUAGACCCAGACAAACGAAUUUCUGUAGAUGAAGCCUUACGACAUCCAUAUAUCACGGUCUGGUAUGAUCCAGCUGAAGCGGAAGCACCUCCUCCUAAAAUCUAUGAUGCACAGCUGGAAGAAAGAGAACAUGCCAUUGAAGAAUGGAAAGAAUUAAUAUACAAAGAAGUAAUGGAUUGGGAAGAAAGAAGCAAGAAUGGUGUGGUAAAAGAUCAGCCCUCAGAUGCAGCAGUGAAUAGCAACACCAGUCCUUCCCAGUCAUCAUCGAUCAAUGACAUUUCAUCCAUGUCAACUGAGCAAACAUUGGCUUCAGAUACAGACAGCAGCCUUGAUGCCUUGACAGGACCCCUUGAAGGAUGCCGAUGAUCAGCCAGGAUUGCAGACUUCACAUUGGGAA